AUGUUGACGGUCAAGUGCCCGAAUCUGGUGAAUAUCAUCAUCUUUGGAAGCCUGUGCACCGUUUACCGAGAUCCAGACAAGAAAUUGUGGCAUCCGCGUGCAAAAGUCGGUAUGAUCAUCGGUAAGAACGAUGAAAUUAAGGGUUUCAAGGUUUACAACCCAAAUGACCGGGUUGUGAUUACGACCCAACACAUCAAGAACGUGGAAACGAUUGGUAGCACCCAUAACGUACAGCUUCAAGCCCAGCUUUUGAAAGAGGACCCCGAAUUUUGGAAAUCAAUUAAUGAGUUUGAGGCAGUGGUAAGUCCAAAGGAAUCUACUCUUGGCAAUACUGGCAACAAGAGUGAAGAAAGUUUGAUUCAGAAGGAGAUUAGUCUCCAGCUGAUCUUGCAGCGACUUCAGCGGCUUGCAACAGCGCGGAUGCAUUCGCGCUACGUGGAAAAAAGCAUGUGCCCAUCGGGAUCGUAA
This is a messenger RNA of Peronospora farinosa, 468 nucleotides long. The record is from the annotation of a GenBank genome assembly. NCBI's taxonomy places the organism in Eukaryota, Oomycota, Peronosporomycetes, Peronosporales, Peronosporaceae.